AAACAAUACUAUGAUCUUACUUUUUAUUUUAUUUCAAACUUUAUUUGUAUUGUAGUCAGUAAAAAAUAAUUCUAAUAUGGCUGCACAUUGUUUUGAUCCUAACAAUAAAGCCAGUUGGUAUUUUGGACAAAUGUCACGUAUUGAAGCUUCUGAUUUAUUAAUGGGUGAACGAGAAUGUGGAACAUUUUUAAUUAGAGAUAGUCUUAGUAUUCAAGGAGACUAUGUCUUAUGUGUGAGAGAAGAUAGCAAAGUUAGUCAUUACAUUAUCAAUAAAAUACAAGAAAAUAAUGAAAUAAAAUAUCGAAUUGGUGAUCAGAUGUUUGCGGAUUUGCCUAGUUUAUUAGCAUUUUAUAAAUUACAUUACCUCGAUACUACUCCUCUUUUGAAACCCGCUGUUAAACCAAUAGAAAAAGUUGUUGCCAAGUAUGACUUUGUUGGAAAUGAUCAAGAUGAUCUACCAUUUAGAAAAGGAGAUAUUUUAACAAUUCUUGUAAAAGACGAAGAACAAUGGUGGACUGCUAAAAAUAUAAUGGGUCAAAUGGGUUCUAUUCCAGUUCCAUAUGUACAAAAAUAUGAAGGAAAUCCAACAUUACCAACAAAAGAUAAUAAUCAAAUUCCUGGAUCUAAUAAUGAGUCGACAUUAAGACGGUCUAGUCUUCAAAAAAAAUUACCAGCUCUUGCUAGAGUUAAACAAGUUCGUGUACCAAACGCCUAUGACAAGACAGCAUUAAAACUUGAAAUUGGAGAUAUAAUCAAAGUAACAAAAACUAAUAUUAAUGGUCAAUGGGAAGGAGAACUAAAUGGUAAAACUGGGCAUUUUCCAUUUACUCAUGUAGAGUUUGUGGAUUCUGAAAUGAAUGAUUGUAUAAGUGACAGUUAAUUGCUUCUCAAUUUUCUUAGUUAUUAUUUGAUUAUUUUUAAAAUAAGUGAUGCUAAUGGCAACUAACUAGAUAGAUUAAUACAGAUAUAUUUUAUUAUAAUGAAUCUUUGUAUGUUAAUUCAUUAAGAUAGAGAUUUAUCUACUUAAUUGAAAUAAAUCAAGUAUACAUGUAUCAGACAACUUCAUUAUGUAAAGAAAUAUUGAAUUAAUUGUAAAGUAUACCUUUAUUGCAUUA
This is a messenger RNA of Melanaphis sacchari, 1115 nucleotides long. It is a transcript of the gene Crk, whose product is annotated as adapter molecule Crk. The transcript is spliced from 6 exons. The record is from RefSeq and is a predicted model, not a curated record. Gene Ontology annotation, molecular function: protein binding. The coding region runs from base 77 to 880 and encodes 267 amino acids. Lineage: Eukaryota; Metazoa; Arthropoda; Insecta; Hemiptera; Aphididae.